GUUGCACGGUUAGCUUAGGUUAUUCUUCAACUGUUAUUCGUGCGCCAUCUUGAUCUUAUGUUCUUAAAAACGCCUUAGGUACUGGCUAUACACCUACUGUCUUAGCGUAAAUCGUGUUGACAAUCACACAUAACAUUUUUAUCAUUGAACAUUAUUAUUUCUCUUGAGUUAUUAAUUUAUUGUUAAAGUCAACACGGACGUUUCAUCGUUAAUUAUCAAUAACUGUUUUGAGUGACUAUUUCGAUUUUCGUUUACUGUACGCGUGUAAGCACUCAACUAUACGUUUUGUGGCGGACAGCAGACCACGAUGGCAAACGAGAGAACGUACGUAGUACCUAGCUUGUUGCAAACGGCAGCACCGAACGCUUGCACCGAGAUCGAGCGUGGCAGGUUCGACUUUCUGGAGGUACCGGACGUCGAUAUGCGACAUUGUUGCGAUUCGCUGUUAGAAAUAUUAAAAAUCGAGAAAAACCGAAACGAGGGCAACGAAGGACAGACCAUGUUCAUCAGGUUGCAGUUGAUCAGCAAGGACAAGAGGUUUCUAAACAUAUGCGAGGAGGCAGCGUCGCACGGGCACAUAAAUUGCCUGAAACUCGCUCACGAGAUUGGCGUCCCUUGGAACGAUAAGGCGUGCAAACGGGCUGCGAGUUCGGGGCAUCUGGAGUGUCUACGAUACGCACGGGAAAACGGGUGCCCGUGGGACGAGAAUACGUGCAGCAAUGCCGCAUUAAAGGGUCACAUUGACUGCCUAAUAUACGCACGGGAAAACGGGUGCCCGUGGAAUUGGAAAACUUGCGGCUAUGCCGCAUUGAACGGUCACAUGGACUGCCUGAUAUACGCACGGGAAAACGGGUGCCCUUGGAACUUUGGUACAUGCGCCAAUGCCGCAAUGGAGGGUCACAAGGACUGCCUGGUUUAUGCACGGGAAAACGGGUGCCCGUGGAAUGAGUAUACGUGCACCUUUGCCGCAUUUUCCGGUCACAUUGACUGCCUGAUAUACGCACGGGAAAACGGGAGCCCGUGGGACGCAGAUACGUGCAACUUUGCAGCGAAAUACGGACACAAGGACUGCCUAGUUUACGCACGGGAAAACGGUUGCCCUUGGAAUGAGAAAACUUGCAGCUAUGCCGCAUUGAACGGUCACAUGGACUGCUUGAUAUACGCACGGGAAAACGGGUGCCCGUGGGACGCGAAUACGUGCACCUUUGCAGCAAAGAACGGACACAAGGACUGCCUAGUUUACGCACGGGAAUACGGGUGCCCUUGGAACGACUGGACAUGCUUAAGUGCCGCAACAAACGGUCACAUGGACUGCCUGGUAUACGCCCGGGAAAACGGGUGCCCGUGGAAUGAGAAAACUUGCAGCUAUGCCGCUUUGAAUGGUCACAUGGACUGCCUGAUGUACUCACGGGAAAACGGGUGCCCGUGGGACGCGGAUACGUGCAACUUUGCCGCGAAGAACGGCCACAAGGACUGCCUAGUUUACGCACGGGAAAACGGGUGCCCUUGGAAUGAGAAAACUUGCAGGAAUGCCGCAUUGAACGGUGACAUAGACUGCCUGAUAUACGCACGGUUAAACGGGUGCCCGUGGGACGAGAAAACGUGCAGCUUUGCCGCAUUUUCCGGUCACAUUGACUGCCUGAUAUACGCACGGGAAAACGGGUGUCCGUGGGACGCGGAUACGUGCAACUUUUCCGCGAAGAACGGCCACAAGGACUGCCUAGUUUACGCACGGGAAAACGGGUGCCCUUGGAAUGAGAAAACUUGCAGCUAUGCCGCAUUGAACGGUCACAUGGACUGCCUGAUAUUUGCACGGGAAAAAGGGUGCCCGUGGAACGAGAAUACGUGCAGCUUUGCCGCACAUUCCGGUCACAUUGACUGUCUGAUAUACGCACGGGAAAACGGGUGUCCGUGGGAUAAGCAAACAUGGUUCUAUGCCGCAUCGAACUAUUAUGGCGCAUCGAUGUUUGGCGACGACGUCGACAAGGAAUGCUUUGUUUACGCACGGGAAAACGGGUGUCCUGGUAACCCCAACUCGUACUUAAAUGCCGGAACAAUGGACAGCCCGAUGUACAGACUGCAGGCGGACUCGUUUCCGUGGGAUGUUGAUACGUGCACCUUAGCAAAAAAGAACGAUCACAUGGACUGCGAGGUAUACGCACGUGAAAACGGGGGCGUAAUUCUGUUUUAGCAACCUAUCGAUUUUUCAAAUUUUUAUUUUACAUUCUUACAAAUCAACAUUAAACACUCAUUUUGAAAAAUCGAUAGGUUUGCUAAAUAAGUUGUCAAAACGGGUGCCCUUGAGACGAGAUGAAGUGAACCUACGCUGAACGGUCUCAUACCGAUUGUUCUACACAAAUAUUUGGUUGCCCCAAGGCCUAAUCAAUUCUUCAUAAUUAGAAACUCAAGUAAUAUUUUAUCGUCAAUGUUUUUAUUCAUGUGACACAUCGACUGUCUUUUUUUUAUUAUGAUUGUAUAUGUUACAAGUUCUUAGAAUAUAGAAUAUUUUGUAUCCUGCUAAGGGCCAAUACACCAACUUAAUAUUGUAAAUUAUAAAUAAAAAGUUUGAUAAUCAUUAUA
Molecule: messenger RNA, 2580 nt
Organism: Acyrthosiphon pisum (pea aphid)
Lineage: Eukaryota; Metazoa; Arthropoda; Insecta; Hemiptera; Aphididae
Exons: 2
Coding region: 308-2191 (627 amino acids)
Source: RefSeq, a predicted model, not a curated record